UGGUAUGAAAAUGUUUUUUCCAAUAUGCGAUUGCUGAGUGGACACGUUCCUGCUCCCGCUUCCAUCACUUUCGCCACUACAACUGCCACCUCUGCUAUUACUCCCACUAUAUCUACUAAUACAACAUCGAGCAUAAUCGAAAUAAGCGAUAAUGCCAGCGUCGGCGAUGUGGACAAUGACGACCCUGUAUCGCUAACAACAACUUCAAAUAACGAGAAUGCCAGCAGUGUUAUUGUCGAUAGAGAAGCCGAUCUUUUACGACGAGAGCUACAGAUGCAGAGAAACCGACAGCAGCGUCGUGAGCUGGCCCUCCGCAUGCAGCAGUUAGACGACGAGUAUGAAGACGAAACAAAUAUGUAUCGUUAUCUCAUUCCUGCGAAUCUGAAUGAACAAUUUAAGGUUUUAUCCCUUCUCUCUCUAUCUUUUUCUCUAUAGUUUUUUUUCCAUUAGAUCUCUCUUUACUUUUUUUCUCCCUUCUUGUUUUAUCAAAUUUCUUUAAUGUUUAUUCCACCAUUUCUUCAUCAUUUUUCAAACUAUAAUAUAUUAUCCGAUCAUCAACUU
This is a messenger RNA of Zychaea mexicana, 561 nucleotides long. RefSeq lists its product as uncharacterized. The annotation marks the transcript as partial. The transcript has 3 exons. NCBI's taxonomy places the organism in Eukaryota, Fungi, Mucoromycota, Mucoromycetes, Mucorales, Lichtheimiaceae. The record is from RefSeq and is a predicted model, not a curated record.